This is a messenger RNA of Fulmarus glacialis (Northern fulmar), 2699 nucleotides long. Its product is annotated as vascular endothelial growth factor receptor kdr-like. Gene Ontology annotation, molecular function: ATP binding; transmembrane receptor protein tyrosine kinase activity. Gene Ontology annotation, cellular component: signaling receptor complex. Lineage: Eukaryota; Metazoa; Chordata; Aves; Procellariiformes; Procellariidae. The transcript is spliced from 21 exons. The annotation marks the transcript as partial. The record is from RefSeq and is a predicted model, not a curated record. Gene Ontology annotation, biological process: positive regulation of kinase activity; cell surface receptor protein tyrosine kinase signaling pathway; multicellular organism development.
AGAGACCCAAAAUCUAUGAAAAGGAAACUGAUUUUGAUAAGAUUGAGCGGGUGGAAUUAAGAAGCAAACACAAAAUCCAGUGCACCGUAAGCGGGAAUCCUGACCCGAAGAUUGAGUGGAAGUGGCAGCCCUGCAGCCUCACAGACACACUAUGCAACCCCGAUGGGCAAAAAAUUGUGGUUCAGGAGAACAUGUUCAUAGGCAACAAGAUCGGAAGCAUUGAAAACUUAACCAUGAAGCAUGGGGAUAAAAGAAAGAUUGUGAGCACACUAACUAUGGAGAACAGCAGUGCAUCAGGAAUCUAUUACUGUGUGGCUUCAAACAAGAUCGGCGAAGAAGAGAGGAGCAUUGAGUUCUACGUCUCAGAUGUGCCAUUUGGGUUGCAAACAGACCCACAAGUCACAACCAUUGUGGGGAAUGACGUCCGGCUGACCUGCCGGGCCUCCAAGUACAUCUACAGUCACCUGUCCUGGUAUUACCCCUCCUCAGAGGCGGCUCUUAGUGACUCAGUGAUCAAGAAAACUGACAACUAUUCCAUUUCUUUGACACUGGUCAUUACUAACGUCACGAAGGAACAGAACGGCCUCUACAAGUGCAGAGCCCAGAACCAGCACAACAGCACCGACACGCUAGAACAGCACACUCAGCUCCUCGUCAGAGCAAAAGCAGCACCAUAUAUGAUACAAAACCUCACGGAUCUGGAGGUUAACAUCAGCGGCAAGAUCAUUCUGGAGUGCAAAGUUAGUGGAACGCCAGAACCUCAGAUUACGUGGAGGAAGAACGGCUACCCCAUUUCAGCAGCAUCAGGAAUUUCCAUGGAAAAUAAUACCCUGGUCAUUGAGCGAGUGAAAAAGGAUGAUGAAGGGCUCUAUGAAUGCAAAGCAUCCAAUGACAUGGGCCAAGACAGCACAUCAGCCUUCAUUAAAAUACAAGGUUCUGAGGAAAAAUCCAACAUUGAAGUUAUCAUUUUGGUCUGCACUGGUCUAGCCGCUACUCUCUUCUGGCUUCUUCUGACCCUAUUCAUUCGGAAACUGAGAAAACCUGAUGCCACAGAUAUUAAAACAGGAUACCUGUCAAUUAUAAUGGAUCCAGAGGAAAUGCCUCUUGACGAGCAGUGUGACCGUCUUCCCUAUGACAGCAGUAAAUGGGAGUUCCCAAGAGACAGACUGCGGCUGGGUAAAACACUGGGUCAUGGUGCUUUUGGGAAGGUGGUGGAGGCGUCUGCUUUUGGCAUUGAUAAAUCUUCAACCUGCAAAACAGUUGCCGUAAAAAUGCUUAAAGAAUGUGCAACUACUAAUGAAUGCAAGGCUUUAAUGUCUGAACUGAAGAUCCUCAUCCAUAUAGGACAUCAUCUGAAUGUAGUCAACCUGCUGGGAGCCUGCACCAAAGCUGGAGGUCCUUUAAUGGUCAUAGUAGAAUACUGCAAGUAUGGAAAUCUGUCCAACUAUCUAAGAGGAAAACGAGGAGAUUUCAUUGCAUACAAGUCCCAGGAAAACUCUGACCAAGCAGAGAAAAGUCUGGAUGAGUCCAACAGUGAUUUGACCGAACUGAUCAAGAGGCGCCUUGAGAGUGUAGCCAGCACAGGAAGCUCUGCCAGCUCAGGAUUUAUUGAAGAUAAGAGUUACAGUGAUUCAGAAGAUGAUGAAGAAGAUGCUGAGGAUCUGUACAAGCGGCCCCUGACUUUGGAGGAUCUGAUUUGCUAUAGCUUCCAAGUGGCAAAAGGCAUGGAGUUUCUCGCCUCCCGAAAAUGCAUUCAUCGGGAUUUGGCAGCAAGGAACAUCCUUCUUUCAGAGAACAACGUGGUUAAGAUCUGUGACUUUGGACUAGCCAGGGAUAUUUAUAAAGACCCUGACUAUGUGCGGAAAGGAGAUGCAAGACUUCCGCUCAAAUGGAUGGCUCCAGAAGCUAUUUUCGACAAAAUUUACACAACGCAGAGUGACGUAUGGUCUUUUGGAGUGCUGCUAUGGGAAAUAUUUUCUCUAGGUGCCUCACCAUACCCUGGAGUGCAGAUAGAUGAGGACUUCUGCCGACGGCUCAAAGAAGGAACCCGGAUGAGAUCUCCAGAGUACUCUACUCCAGAAGUCUACCAGACAAUGCUGGAUUGUUGGCAUGGAGUACCCACAGAGAGGCCUACUUUCACUGAGCUUGUGGAGCGCUUAGGAGAUCUUCUUCAAGCCAAUGUACAGCAGGAUGGUAAAGACUAUAUUCCACUGAACAUCACCUUGUGUCCUGAUGGAGAAUCUAACUCCAAAACUUGCCCUGUGGAAGAAAACUUGAACAAGUGUGUUAAUCGCUGGAGUGCAGUGGAAACUGGUAACAACAGCAAGAAGCGACCACUGAGUGUGAAGACAUUUGAUGAGGUGCCAGUGGAAAAGGAGAAAGUGAUGCAUGAGGAGUCAGACAGUGGGAUGGUGUUGACAUCAGAUGAGAUAAAAAGCCCGAAAAGGCUGGAAAUCCGUUCUUGGCCUUAUGGGAUCAUGGCUCUAGCGCGGAGAGCUGUUAGCAAGAGCAAAGAAUCCAUAUUAUCUGAUCAUGAGCGUGAGGCUGUCAAAUACCAGCCAGCAGUACAGGUAGAAGAGGACACCAUGGACUUCACACUGGAAGACUCUGUUCUCCUUCCUAUGGAUCCAAACCUGGAAUGCCACAGCCCACCUCCAGAUUACAACUCCGUCAUUCACUACUCAGCCCCUCCAGUGUAA